Messenger RNA from Anarrhichthys ocellatus (wolf-eel), 5256 nucleotides. RefSeq names its product tubulin tyrosine ligase-like family, member 7 (gene ttll7). NCBI's taxonomy places the organism in Eukaryota, Metazoa, Chordata, Actinopteri, Perciformes, Anarhichadidae. Gene Ontology annotation, molecular function: tubulin-glutamic acid ligase activity; tubulin binding. Gene Ontology annotation, biological process: microtubule cytoskeleton organization; protein polyglutamylation. The transcript has 23 exons. The record is from RefSeq and is a predicted model, not a curated record. Gene Ontology annotation, cellular component: ciliary basal body. The coding region runs from base 614 to 3574 and encodes 986 amino acids.
CCCAUGGAUUCGCUCCAGCACACACAAGAGGACUAAAAGAUACAGAUUUUGUCAACCAACGUCCUUGUUCAAUAGUAACGCCGUUACACAACAUAAACAAUGUUGUAUUCUUCAGAAUACUCUCGGGACUAAAGUGUUUUUUAAAAAGAGACCCCAGUGUAUCACAUAACGGCGGCUGUGUCGGUUGACAUCAACAGAAGAGCUGCACUGCCUGGAAUAAAUAAGGCAUUCCUAUCCAUCCCUCUGUCCACCCCCUCCUUCCCUCUCUCCUCUUGGGGCUGUAAAGAAGCUGGGGCUGUGUAGACCCUUGAGAGGCCCUCCUCCCUCCCCCCCUCCCCCCCCCCCCCCCCUCCCUCCUUCUCACUCUUCCCCACCACUGCACACUCAGACUCUGCUGCUGCUCUUUAUGUUGCUGAAAGGCACCAGGGAGAUGCUCAGAUGAUCCAUUGGGCCAUCCUGAACCACAUCGUCCAUACAGCCCGAGACAGGGAAGACUAACUACUGCAAGUGUGAGAGACCCCUCGGAGGGUGCUGCGAGUACCCUGUGAGGCCCGCCCUCCCGCCAAGCUUGGCAGAAAGCUUGGCUUGCCCCUUCACUCCUCCGGCCCCUGAGAUGCCCUCUCCUCCCAAUGAAGGAGAGGAUCAAGGAGCGUCCCCUGUGAACGGGCCAUCUGUGGGCUCCUUCCAGAGCAGUGGGAAGAGGAAGGGGCGCACCAAAAAGAAGAAAGGCGCUAUCACCGCCAAUGUCACUGGCACCAAAUAUGAGAUUGUUCGUAUAGUCAUCAACGAGGUGGACUUCAUCAAGACCCGGGAAGAUGACGAGACUGCCAACCUCAUCUGGAAUGAUUCCGCCGUGCAGCAUGAGAAAAUCGCUGAGCUCAGGAAUUAUCAGAGAAUUAACCAUUUCCCUGGCAUGGGCGAAAUCUGCCGGAAAGACUGCCUAGCAAGAAACAUGUCCAAAAUGAUCAAGAGCCAGCCUCAUGAGUACAGCUUCAUACCCAAAACUUGGAUCUUCCCUGCCGAGUACACUCAGUUCCAGAACUAUGUCAAGGAGUUACGCAGGAAACGCAAGCAGAAGACCUUUAUCGUCAAACCCGCCAACGGAGCCAUGGGUCACGGGAUCUCGCUUAUCCGAAACUGCGAGAAGCUGCCAGCCCAGGAGCACUUUAUCGUUCAGGAGUACCUGGACAAGCCCUUCCUGAUGGAGGGCUACAAGUUUGACCUGCGCAUCUACAUCCUUGUCACGUCCUGCGACCCACUUCGCAUUUUUCUCUACAAUGACGGCCUGGUUCGCAUGGGCACAGAGAAGUACCAUGCACCCAGUGAGGCCAACCUGAGCCAGCUCUACAUGCAUCUGACCAACUACUCGGUCAACAAACACAAUGAGAACUUCGAGCGAGACGAGACCGUGGACAAAGGCAGCAAGAGGUCCAUCAGUUGGUUCACCGAGUUCCUCCGCGCCAACGACUACGACGUGGCCAAGUUCUGGGGAGACGUCUCUGAGCUGGUGGUGAAGACCAUAAUAGUGGCUGAGCCCCACGUUUUGCAUGCCUAUCGCAUGUGUCGCCCCGGCCAGCCACCAGGGAGCGACAGCGUCUGCUUUGAGGUCCUGGGCUUCGACAUCAUCCUGGACCGCAAGCUCAAACCCUGGCUACUGGAGAUCAAUCGAGCGCCGAGCUUUGGGACCGAUCAGAAGAUUGAUUACGACGUGAAGAAAGGGGUGCUGCUAAAUGCUUUCAAACUCCUCAACAUUCGAGCCAGUGAUAAGAAACGCAACCUAGCCCAGCAAAAGGCAGAGGCUCAGCGACGGCUCUAUGGACACGGCUCCAUGAAGAAACUCUCGGCUGCCUCCUCAGACUGGGAGAAACAACGUCACACGCUGGAGCGUAGGAGAGAAGAGCUGAAAGAGCGACUGGCACAGGUCCGCAAGCAGAUCUCUAGGGAGGAGCAUGAAAAGCAACAUCUGGGGAACUACAGACGUAUUUACCCCCCAGACGACAAGCUGCUGUUGGAGAAGUAUGAAAGCCUGCUCUCGGCCGCCUUUCAGACCUUCCUCGCCGGGCGAGCUGCCUCACUUCAAAAGGAAAUGAAUAAUCCUCUGAAACGAAUGAAGGAGGAGGACAUCUUGGAUCUGCUGGAGCAAUGCGAGCUGGACGACGAGAAGCUGAUGGGCAAAUCCUCCAGGCAACGAGGCCCUAAGCCCAUGACCGCCAUGCCAGAAUGCAGUCAGACACCAAGACGUCAACGACCGGACUACCUGGCUGACUUCACCAGUGGCAGCAGCGCCGAUAACUCCUGCUCCUCCUCAGACGAAGAAGAGGAGGAGGAGAGGAAAGCAGAAGGAGGAGGAGGCGGAGAGAAGAGGGAGAAGAAAGUUUCCUACGACCUCGCGGAGAGCAAGGAGAAGAACUUGGCUGAGCGCUCUGGUCGCAUGCACUGGAAACCUCCAAUCAAGUCACUCAAAACCAGCCCUGCUCCCUCUGCUUCUCCAACACUUUCUGGACCAAUCAGACGCUCCAUCUCCUGCCCGCGCUCCAUCGCCUCCCUCUCAUCGCCCAAUGAGGUGCGGGCGUCGUCCUCCAGGCCUUCUCCCACAGUUCCCAUGGCCACUCCCCUCGUCAGGCCGAGCUCCGCCACGCUGCGCUCUCACUCGCUGAGCCGGAGCGGCUCUGCCCACCGUGUGCCUCACAGCAACAGCCUGGGGACCAUCCACUCCAACAUAAGCGAUCCGCUGAUAAACCUGAGGAGUAAAGAGCAGGAAGCCGAGCUGGUGCGUCAGACUCUGGCUGCGCUCACCGCCAUGCGGAUCAGGUUUCCGGGCAAAACCGAGGAGGAGGCUGAGGCUGUGCUGGAUGAGAUCCUGGACAACUGGAAAUACCAUAAAUCAAAAGUGGCCUCCUAUUGGUUAGUGAAGCUGGACUCUACCAAACAACGAAAGGUGUUGGACAUUGUUCGUACAAAUGUACGCUCGGUGCUGCAGCGGAUCUGGAGGGAGCCGGAUGUAGAAAGUCUCCACCUCUACCGGCUCUUUAAUCGCGUCUUCAACCGGCUGCUCUGGAGUCACGGCCAGGGCCUGUGGAACUGCUUCUCCAACACCGGUUCAUCAUGGGAGACCAUCUUCAGUAAGAGCAGCGAGGUGGUGUCCCCUCAGGAGCUGCUGUGCUGCCGCCGGCUGGUCCAGCUGUGCCGAGACUGCCUGUUGGUCGUCUACAAGUUUGUCUCAGAGUCCCGUGGCUCUUUGACCGGACUCAGCCCAGAGUGGGACGACACCAGCUUACCAUUUGCUGCUGGACCAGCCUCUACCCAUGGCUCCACCCCUGCUGCUGUCGCUGCCACUUCCUCUUCCUCUUCCUCCGUCUCUUCGCCCCUCGACGCAGGUACUGGAACGCUGUUAGCAGGAGCUGCCUCACUGCUCUGUCUCGGUGGAAGGUGUCAUAGAAAAGUCUUAGAAAGGUAUCUGCUGCCAGUGACCUCCCAGUUCAUCAUGAAGUGGCCUUCGUCCAGCUUUGGCCGCCUCUCUUCGACAGUGCCACGGUCACGCAGCCUUUUCGCCGCCAGGAUGGGCCACUUCUGAGGUCACCGCAGCAGCCCUGGCUCCCUACACCUUUUGACCUCAACCUCCCCACCCCUCUGACUCUCACCCAGCCAAACGCCGAUCUCAGCAAGUCCGGCACAGAUCUGAAGUCGAGGCAGCUCUGGAAACCAGCCGGAGCCUCAACCUGAGCCAAUUCCCCCUUGUGGCAGACCAACAAAGAAGGGCCAGAUGAUUAUGAAUUGCUAAAGGGCCUCGUUCAAUUUAGACCAGUCUGGACCGGCCUAGACCAGCAGACCACCGGUACCCUCAAGCCCCACUUUCAGCCCCAUGUAACACCAGACAAUGGGUUUACCCCCCUCUUCUCAUUGUAAUUGCUGUAUUAUACCUACUCACUGUACAGUUACAAGUCAUGGUACUGUAAAAGGAAAAAAUAACAAAUACUAAACAAUGCAAGGAUUAUUUAUUUAUUUACUUACUUAUUUUGUAAGGUAUUCCAUGAAUGCAGUGAAUGCUGAUGCAGAAUGCGGAUAUGGAAUGAUCAACAAAGCUAUCCCUUGUGUAAAAAAAACAGAAAUCUUAUUUUUUCUGGCUGUAAUCAGUUAUUUUAUGUCUGAAUUUAAUUUAUUUCAUAACUUAUAUGAGAGGCUUUAUGUUUUGUCAAUGCUUCCACGGUCACUUUAUGUUCCAGUUUUGCCCAGAGAAUUUAAACUGUUUUUUGAAUUAGCAAACUUCUGAACGCUAAUGCUUCAUGUUUUACCUGUGUUAUAUCGAGUGCAGCAUUAUUAAGCAACACAACGUUUAGAAUCUCAAUGUAGUAAAGCCACGCCUCUUUGCCUCUUAGAGAAUGAGCUAACUUUGACGCCACAGCGCAAAGAGCCAAACUUAAGUCUUUAGGAGAGCACCCAGUCCCUAAUAUGCACUUUGCAGUAUGUCACAGAAAGAGAAAGUGGGUGCACAUAACUAGUGUUUGCAUGCCUAGAGUUUUAGUCCCUCACCCAGAUGAGGAGGAGCUGCGUUUGGAAUAUACUUGAAGUUUUGUGUUUGUUUUUUUUUGUCAUUAAUUAUUGUGUCUUUGUAGCGGCUUCACUAAGAAGGAGACACUUCAGAUUGUGUGGCACGGUGAAUGACUUGGAUCAGCAGCUCAAAUGUUCUGUACCGUGACGGCGGCGAUUUUUCUGGGACGAGCAGCUGCAGCCUUUUCUCCCACCGCACUGUAGGAGCAGUCGCCUCGGAGAUCAUGGAUGUGCCAAUAAUAAGCACACGAACUUCAUGUGUUCAGUUGGGUUUUAUUUAGGGUAUGUCAUGAAAACACUGUAGGACCUCAGUUAGAUAUAGUAUUAAAUGUUGAGAGGGAGAAACGCAGCGUUAUAUGUUUAGUAGUUUUCUUGGCUCUGUUCUACCCAAUGAAAUGACACGAGACUUUUAAAGAUGGUAGUCUGUGAGCGAUACAGUACAGUGUGCAUUUUAUAACAUCAACCCUGACUAACAAGUGUUGCAGCAAUGCUGUGCUAAAUCUGCUCACAUUUAAUUCCCACACACUGAACAUCACUGCACAAUGCCAAAUAUUUUUUUUUAUUUUGCCUGAUUUUAUUUGUGUUAUUUAAAAGUAGUACUUUUUCAUUGGAGGUAUGAGAUUUUUAAUUUUACAUAGCAAUAAAAUGUUUAAACAAACGCAUUUCCUCUUUUUGUCAUUUGUUUUCUUCAGCGGUCCCCAACGUCUU